AUGCCUGUGUUUCUGAACUGGAGCCCACAGCAGAAGGUUCCUGAUGUCAUCAGCAGCAUAAGACAAGUCUCCAAAGCAGCCCUGAAAGAAGAUGCCAAACCAAGUAAGGAUAGUGAAGAUGCCUUCUAUGACUCUCAAAAAUUUGAGGUCUUGUACUGUGGAAAGGUGACAGUGGCUCACAAGAAAGCUCCCUCCACACUGAUUGAUGAUUGCAUUGAGAAAUUCAGCCUUCAUGAGCGCCAGCGCCUGAAACUGUUAAAUGAGCAGCGGAAUAACGAGUCAAGUUUGGACUUACCCCUGUGUGAAGGAAAUGUGCCAGCUUCUCCAUCGGAUAGCCCAUUUGAGGAGCUGGACAGCCCAAAUAACACUGCAGGGCGUGCUGCGAUGUUUACAAUUGGCAGCCAGACCAACUUGACCAACCUGGUGAGCACUCGUGGCUCCUUUCCAGAGCGUAUUUUAGAGGACUCUGGCUUUGAUGAGCAGCAAGAGUUUCGCUCCCGGUGCAGCAGUGUCACUGCAGUUAUGCAAAGAAGGGUUCAUGACACAAACCUGAAAAUACAGCCACGCAGAAGACAUGCAAGUGCACCCAGUCAUGUUCAGCCCUCCGAUUCUGAGAAGAACAGGACAAUGUUGUUCCAGGUUGGAAGGUUUGAAGUUAACCUCAUCAGUCCGGACACCAAAUCUGUUGUGCUUGAGAAGAAUUUUAAAGAUAUCUCCUCAUGUUCUCAGGGUAUAAAACACGUUGAUCACUUUGGUUUCAUUUGCCGGGAAUCUGUUGAACCUGGGUUAAGCCAGUAUGUCUGCUAUGUGUUCCAGUGUGCAAGUGAGUCUCUGGUUGAUGAGGUAAUGCUAACCCUGAAACAAGCCUUUAGCACUGCCGCAGCUCUGCAAAAUGCCAAGACGCAGAUUAAACUAUGUGAGGCCUGCCCUAUGCAUUCAUUGCAUAAACUUUGUGAAAGAAUUGAAGGACUCUAUCCACCAAGAGCCAAACUGGUAAUUCAGAGACAUUUGUCGUCACUAACUGAUAAUGAGCAAGCAGACAUUUUUGAACGUGUUCAGAAAAUGAAGCCUGAUAAUGACCAGGAAGAAAAUGAACUUGUGAUCUUACAUCUACGCCAACUCUGUGAAACUAAGCAGAAAACGCACAUUCACAUUGGUGAAGCACCAUCGACCAUUUCUAACAGUGCGAUUCCAGAAAGCACCACCAGUGGUGGCAGGUUUAAACUUGACAUUCUGAAAAACAAGGCCAAGAAAUCCUUGACUAGCUCUCUGGAAAAUAUCUUCUCAAGGGGCGCCAACAGAAUGCGAGGCCGUCUGGGAAGCGUGGACAGUUUUGAGCGCUGCAACAGCCUUGCUUCUGACAAAGACGCUUCGCCAGGCGAUUCCCCACCAGCUACUCCUCCGGCGUCCCCCGUGUCCGCGACCUGGCAGCCGUUUCCCGAGGAAGACUCGGACUCCCCCCAGUUCAGGAGGCGUGCGCACACCUUCAGCCACCCCCCGUCCAGUGCCAGGCGGAGGAUAACGUUCCAGAACGGGAGGUCCCAGAGCGUCAGGUCCCCGCUGCUGCGGCAGAGCUGUGUGGAGACGACGAGCCCUAUUGUCGGGGUUCAGCGCGCUCUCAGUGAGAGUGAAUCUGCAUCACCUGGUCUCCCCUCCUCUGUCUCUGCCCCUUCUUUCCUGAAAAGUUUUUACCAGGGCUCAGGAAGGUUGCUCCAGCACUCAGAAAGUGACCUCUCCAAGAGUGAUUGGGAGGGAAAGAAAAGAACAUCGACGGUCUGCAGCAGUGAAUCUCUAAAUGCUGUGGGGGCCACGCUCACACCUCGCCGCAUCUCCUGGCGGCGGAGAAUAUUCCUGCAGGUAGCUUCACCUAUGAAUAAAUCUCCUUCCAAGAUGCAGAAUCCAGAUGGUCAUGAUGGAAGUGAAUUGUUACCAUUAUCCCCUCUUGCUCCACCCCUGGAGGAGGACCCUCUUGUUCUAGUAUUGCAAAAUGAGGAUGGUCCAGAUAAAACUGGAGAGAGGAAGAACUCAGAAGAACUACAAAGUCUGUGGAGAAAAGCCAUCCAUCAACAAAUUCUGUUACUUCGAAUGGAAAAAGAAAAUCAGAAGCUGGAAGAAGCAAGCAGAGAUGAGCUCCAAUCAAGAAAAGUAAAACUGGACUAUGAUGAAGUUGGUACAUGUCAGAAAGAUGUCAUAAAUGUUUGGGAUAAGAAGUUACUAAACUGCAGAGCCAAAAUCCGAUGUGACAUGGAAGAUAUCCAUUCCACUUUGAAAGAAGGUGUACCAAAAAGUCGUCGGGGAGAAAUUUGGCAAUUUUUGGCUGUGCAACAUCGAGUCAGACACAGACUGCCAAACAAGCAGCAGCCUCCCGACAUCUCUUACAAAGAACUUCUGAAACAACUGACGGCUCAACAGCACGCCAUCCUUGUAGAUCUAGGACGGACAUUCCCAUACUUUUCUGCCCACCUGGGAGCAGGACAACUAUCACUCUUUAAUCUCCUGAAAGCAUACUCUUUGCUGGACAAAGAAGUGGGUUAUUGUCAAGGUAUAAGCUUUGUAGCUGGAGUGCUGCUUCUACAUAUGAGUGAAGAACAGGCCUUUGAAAUGCUGAAAUUCCUCAUGUAUGACCUUGGCUUCCGUAAACAGUACAGGCCAGACAUGAUGUCGCUACAGAUUCAGAUGUAUCAGCUCUCAAGGCUUCUUCAUGAUUAUCACAGAGACCUAUAUAAUCAUCUUGAAGAAAAUGAAAUCAGUCCCAGCCUUUAUGCUGCACCGUGGUUUCUUACACUGUUCGCAUCUCAGUUUCCAUUAGGAUUUGUAGCCAGAGUAUUUGACAUUAUUUUCCUUCAAGGAACAGAAGUCAUAUUUAAAGUAGCAUUGAGCCUACUUAGCAGUCAAGAAACAUCUAUAAUGGGAUGUGAGAGUUUUGAGAACACUGUUGAUUUUCUGAAAACCAUUGUUCCAGAUAUGACUCAGCCUCAAAUGGAAAAAAUUAUUACUCAGGUGUUUGAGAUGGAUAUUUCAAAACAGCUCCACGCCUACGAAGUAGAGUACCACGUUCUUCAGGAUGAACUGCAGGAAAAUGUGAAUCCGUGUGACGAAGGUGAACCCCUGGAGAAGCUGGAGAGGGCAAACAGUCAUCUGAAGAGACAAAACAUGGAUUUGUUGGAGAAGCUACAGGUUGCUCAUGCUAAAAUUCAGAGCCUGGAAUCCAACCUGGAGACUAUUUUGACUCGAGAGAACAAAAUGAAGACUGUAAUUCAGUCCCUGGAACAGGAGAAGAUAACAUAUCAAAAGACUCUUGAGCAGAUAAUGAAGUAUUUGCCAGCAGAAGCGUUGUCUGACUGUGAACUGCUCCUGAAGGAAGUAAACUACAAUCCAAAUAAUAAAAUAAAAUAAGGAGUAAGCCAUAAAACAGGGUUUUAUAGGCAGCAUUUCUUCAAAAAAAGAAAAAAAGGGAAAGAGAAGAUGAGCAUGCUGCUUUCAAAGGACUUAGCAAUAGACAACGGUAU
Cariama cristata (Red-legged seriema) is the source of this 3509-nucleotide messenger RNA. It is a transcript of the gene TBC1D4, whose product is annotated as TBC1 domain family, member 4. NCBI's taxonomy places the organism in Eukaryota, Metazoa, Chordata, Aves, Cariamiformes, Cariamidae. The record is from RefSeq and is a predicted model, not a curated record.